This is a messenger RNA of Setaria italica (foxtail millet), 2485 nucleotides long. Its product is annotated as probable leucine-rich repeat receptor-like protein kinase At5g63930. NCBI's taxonomy places the organism in Eukaryota, Viridiplantae, Streptophyta, Magnoliopsida, Poales, Poaceae. Gene Ontology annotation, biological process: protein phosphorylation. The record is from RefSeq and is a predicted model, not a curated record. The coding region runs from base 115 to 2145 and encodes 676 amino acids. The transcript is spliced from 4 exons. Gene Ontology annotation, molecular function: ATP binding; protein binding; protein kinase activity.
CCACAGUCCCGACUCUACAACACCCCACACCUCCGACUUCUCAGCUCCCUCGCUCCCCCACUUCACCCUCGCCUCGCUCCACGCUUCGCCGCUGCAAAGCUUCCUCCCCUUCCAAUGGCGGCCUCGCUCUUCCGCUUCACCAUCCCUCUCCUGCUCCUCUCCGUCCUCGCCGCCUCGGCGCGCAACGAAGAGGACGCCCGCGCGCUCGCGGCGCUCAGGCGGGCACUCGACCCGGCCGGCCGGGUCCUCGGCUCCUGGAACCCCUCCGGCGACCCCUGCGGCGGCUCCUUCGUCGGCGUCACCUGCGAUACCGCCGGCCGCGUCACGGCCGUCUCGCUGCAGGGCCGCGGGCUCUCCGGCAGCCUCCCGCCUGCGGUCGCCGGGCUCCGGCGGCUGCAGGGGCUGUACCUGCACUACAACGGCAUCAAGGGGCCCAUACCGCGGGAGAUUGGGAAGCUGUCCGAGCUCACGGACCUGUACCUCGACGUGAACCAUCUCACCGGGCCCGUGCCCGUGGAGAUUGCCUCCAUGGCCAAUCUCCAAGUGUUGCAGCUGGGUUACAAUCAGUUGACAGGCAGCAUACCUCCCCAGUUGGGCAACCUGAAUAAGCUAACUGUGCUCGCAAUGCAGUCCAAUCAGCUUACAGGAGCCAUUCCGGCAACCCUUGGUGAGCUAACGCAGCUGAGACGGCUUGAUUUGAGCUUCAACAGCCUGUUUGGCUCAAUCCCAUCGAAGAUUGCUGAGGUUCCAUUGCUUGAGGUCUUUGAUAUUCGCAAUAACACCCUUUCUGGGAGUGUCCCUGUUGGAUUGAGAAGAAUGAAUGGUGGUUUCCAGUAUAUGAAUAACAAAGGGCUCUGUGGAGUUGGCUUCAGUUUGCUAGAGCUUUGCCCUUCUUCAGAGGAUGGCCUGAAACCCAGCAAGCCUGAGCCUUUUGGACCAGAUGGUACUGUCAAGACACGGGAAGUGCCUCAAUCUGUGAAUCCAGAAAACUGCUCAGGCUCCCGCUGCUCAAAGUCUGCAAAUGGAUCCGAAGGAGUUCUUAUUGUUGCUGUUGUUGCAGUGGUGAUUGGUGCUGCAUUUUGCGGGUUAUUUGCGUUCUCUUGGUAUCGUCGGCAGAAACAAAAGAUUGGGAGCUCACUGGAGGUUUCUGAUAGCAGGCUUAGCACUGACCAUUUCCAGCAGAAGGAAGCCUGCAGAAGGAGUGCCUCUCCUUUGAUUAGCGUUGAGUACUCAAACAGUUGGGACCCAUUGUCAGGUGGGGGUGUCGGAUCAUCCGGUGAAGUUGGUGAUAGCUUUAGAUUCAACCUAGAGGAGGUGGAAUGUGCGACACAAUACUUCUCUGAUGUGAACUUGCUAGGCAAGAGUGGCUUUGCUGCGACAUACAAAGGGAUCCUUCGGGAUGGAUCAGUUGUUGCUGUUAAAAGCCUCAACAAGACAAGUUGCAAGCAAGAGGAGUCAGAUUUCUUGCGUGGUCUGAAGAUGCUCAGUCUUCUUCGACACGAUAAUCUUGUUAGCCUGAGAGGGUUCUGCUGCUCCAGGGGCAGAGGGGAAUGCUUCCUUGUCUACGACUUCAUGGUUAAUGGGUGCUUGUCACAGUAUCUGGAUGUUAAGGAUGGCUCCAGUGCUAGUGUUCUUGAUUGGCCUACAAGAGUUUCCAUCGUUAGAGGCAUUGCGAAAGGAAUUGAGUACCUUCACAGCAAGAAGAGUAGCAAGCCACCAGUAGUCCACCAGAACAUAUCGGCCGAGAAGAUCCUUCUCGAUCACCACUUUGCCCCACGGUUGUCAGUCCCAGGACUACACAAGCUCCUCGCAGAUGAUGUAGUCUUCUCAACCCUAAAGGCCAGUGCUGCAAUGGGGUACCUCGCUCCUGAGUACGCCACCACAGGCCGAUUCACUGACAAGAGCGAUGUUUUUGCAUUCGGGAUCGUGGUUCUCCAAGUGAUCACAGGGAAGAGGGAUGUCUCUCAGCUGAAGGUUGGCGCUGCAGCGGUCAGCGAUCUCGAUGGCCUGGUUGAUGGAAACCUCAACGGUGUCUUCUCGAGGACUGAGGCCGCGAGGCUCGCCGCAGUUGCUGCGUACUGCACUAGCGAGGUGCCGAACCAGCGGCCGACCAUGGAGGCUGUGGUUCAGCAGCUCAGCCACUGAGUGAUGAGUUGCUGCUGAGGUUCUGAACCCAGCUAGUCUGAGUCUGAGAUCAGAGAUGUAUUUUGGGAGCAUCAAGAGAUGUUCAGCCAUGUAAGGCCUUUUGGGAUGGUAGUAGCAAACUGAUGUGAUGACAGGGUAAUAUCCAGUUGCCACUGACAUGGUAUUUGAUUAGUGUAGUCUAUCGUCUACUGAUCUCAGCAUUUCAUGGCCUGAGUAGCUUGUAGCCUUGUGCUAGAUUGCUAAUGUGUAUUAGGAUCUGAAUGCCGUGAAUGUAGUAGAUUCAGAGCAUUUCUAAUGUGACUUUGGUCAGCUUUGCAUUGGCUCUCCUUGCAUUGACCGA